GUUUUGGGCCAGCGGAGCCACAGUGGAGCAGCACAUGUGUCAAAGUCUCACUGCCAAGGCCCUCGCUGUCCUCUUCUCGGGCGGCGGAGCCAUGUCACGACUGCUGGACAUGAGAGCCAAGCACCCAGCCUUGCAAACCGAUAUGCUACACCACCGGCGUCAUGCGGUUUCUUCGAGGAGAUAUUGCAGAUUCGCGAAAGGACCCGUUGGCGACGAAGCACCCUGUCCGAAACAGAACGAGCACUUGAAAGAGCAGGAGGAUGGCCACGUGACUCCGCCGUACCAUCUCUCGCUCCAUCUCUGCACUGUGGUUGGACGGCGGUCGCUGACAGUCGGGGGCACGCCUUGCGGAGAGACGCGCAUCUCCAUUUCACAUGCCUAUCUCGCCUUAGGAGGCAGACGUGCAAGCCAACCAGCAUCUGAUUCUCCACCACGCAGGCCCCGUGGACGUUGUGAAAGGGGGAGGUCGUCUCCGGCACAAUCAUUCAGAUGGCGGCGCCACAGCGCCCGAUAACGCUGUAGCUUUCUCCGCAACAAACACUUUGACGACAUGACCAAUUGCACCCCGGGUCCCAAGCACGUUCCAGGCUCGAAUGCCUCACAACUUUCUUGUCCACAUUCGCGACGCGCGGCUCCGCAACAUGGUACAAGUGACUCCCCUGAACACCUGCGAACCGAGCACGUGCAGACGGUCGCUUCUGAUUGUCUCGAGCUUGUGGCUUUGAUUAACGAAGAUAUAGUUUGACCGAAGCAGCGUCGAG
Mytilinidion resinicola is the source of this 761-nucleotide messenger RNA. RefSeq lists its product as uncharacterized. The record is from RefSeq and is a predicted model, not a curated record. Bases 35 to 514 code for a protein of 159 amino acids. Lineage: Eukaryota; Fungi; Ascomycota; Dothideomycetes; Mytilinidiales; Mytilinidiaceae. The transcript has a single exon.